AUUGUUAAUCACUUUAUCUUUUGAGGUUCUUUUUCAUUGUCUUUUUAAUUAUUAUGAAACUUGUUUCUCUUCUCAUCUGUCUGUCUCCAUUGGCUCUGGCUUCCAUCACAAUUCCUAAUGUCUAUCUGAUUGAAUUUGAUAAUAGAACUCAUGUAAAACGUAAUAUCGAUCAGAGGCGUAAUCAAUUCUAUGAACAACUUGAUUCAUUACACAUUCAAUACAACGUUCGGCAUGAAUACAACCUGAUCCAUGCUGUCUCUCUCGAAUUUAAGUCUCCGAGGGAUACAGAACUGUUCUUUGAAAGUGCAAUGGAUGUCAAACGCGUUUGGCCUGUGAGCACAGUAGCAAAGCCCAAAAUACACCAAGCAGAUAGCGUACCUUCUAUCGCUCCCUUGUUUAGUUUCUAUAAACAAACAGGUGUCACUAAACUAAGAGAGAAGCUAGGUCUCACAGGAGAGGGAAUCAAAGUGGGCGUGAUAGAUACUGGAGUAGAUUACACACAUCAUGCCUUGGGUGGCUGCUUUGGACCUGGUUGCCGUGUUGCAUAUGGUUAUGAUUUUGUGGGAGAUGCUUACACAGGCGAUAGUGAACCUCAACCAGACGAUGAUCCUCGGGAUACUUGUAAUGGCCACGGAACCCAUGUGGCAGGAAUUAUUGGUGCCAACGAUAAACACAUGAAUCUUACUGGAGUUGCUCCCGAUGUAACGUUUGGGGUAUACAGAAUAUUUGGAUGUUCGGGUGGAAGUUCAACAGAAAUUAUUAUGAAGGCCAUGGAAGCAGCUUACCUUGAUGGCAUGGACGUAGUCAACCUAUCACUAGGUGAUAUUGGAUGGCCAGAGUCACCUGCUUCCGUAUUAGCAGAUGAACUGUCACUACAGGGAAUGAUUGUAUGCGCAGCUGCCGGCAAUGAAGGAGAAAGAGGCAUGUUUGAAGUAGGUUCGCCUUCUCUAGGAAAGCAUGCUAUUUCUGUGGCCAGUGUUGAUAAUGCCAACGUCCUUUCACACGUUAUCAGGGCAGGCGAUCUGACCAUUGGAUACUUGACUGCGACCGGAGGCUCAUUCAUACCACGAAAGACCAGGAUGAUACCCUUAUCUAACCAGUUUUUAAAAGCCAAUGAUGGCUGUGAUCCUAUUACAGUAAAUUUGAAAAAUAUAGUUGUCUUGGUGAGUCGAGGCGGUUGCCUCUUUACGCAAAAGAUUAUAAAUGCUGAAAAGGCAGGAGCUGCUGGAAUUAUCUUUUAUAACAACUUACCAGGACCGGUUAUGCCCUCUGCUCCUGAGAGUAAUGCAACAAUAGAGUACGGUGGAAUUUCAAAAGAAGACGGUGAAAAACUAUUCGAGUACCUAAAGACAAGUAGUAAAGUUGAAUUUUUAAAAUACGAUCAUCAUCUUGGUGUGCCAACCGCAGGGACGAUUAGUUCAUUCAGUUCAUGGGGUCUAGGGCCUGAUUUAAGCAUAAAACCAGAUAUUAGCGCACCCGGGGGUCAGAUUUUUUCAACUUAUCCCGUUAACCUUGGCGGUUAUACUACGUUAAGUGGUACGAGCAUGGCAAGUCCUUUUGUCGCAGGCAUUGUCGCUCUACUUGAGCAGGCAAAGGGCGGACAGCGAAGUCUGAAUGUGCAAGAACUACGAGCAUCACUCAUGAACAAUGGUCAUCUUAUCAGUCCUUCAGGCUCUUCAGAAAUUGAUUCAGUAGCCAGGCAGGGUGCUGGAUUGAUUGAUGCCUAUCAGGCGAUUAGCUCGACCACUCUCGUCACACCAGAACAAAUUCGUCUGAGCGAUGAAGAUCAUGGAGCAGAAAACAACGAAUAUAUAUUGACGAUUAAAAACAAUGGAAGACUACAUACAGAAUAUACAAUUAGUCAUCAGGCAUCUUUAACAGCUCAAGGCUUUGACAAUAAUAGGAUCUUGAAAAAACCAAUAUCAAUUCCCAGUCAAGAAGUGAGCGCAACAGUAGAGAUACCUCAAUCCGUCGUCUUUGUAGAGGCAAAUGAAGAGGCAACUGUGGUAGUUCGUAUCAUUCCUCCCAACAAUGUGGAUCAGCCGUCUAUUUAUUCUGGUUACAUUGUCAUAUCUGGAGAUACAGAUGAUGAUGUAAAAUAUGUACCCUACGCUGGACUCACUUCAAGUCUAUCAAAGAUUCCAGUACUCGUCAAUAAUGGCACUAUGCCGCGAGUGGUCAGUGACAAAGUAAAUAUGCUUUCGCCUGCUUUGAUAUCCUUUCAAUUAGCCGAGUCCUCUGCUCUGAUCACUGUCACAGUGAUUGAUGCAGUCGAUGAUGCCAUCAGUUAUGGAUAUGUGCCAGAAGGAUAUAUCACUUUUCUAGGCAGAAGUAAUCUAGAUGAUCCUAAUGAUGUCUUUUUGGUAUCUUGGCAUGGCAAUGUGGUUGAUACGCCAGAAAAGGCUGCCAUGGGAAUACUUCAUCGUAGUACACUGCAUCCUUAUCAAAACUUUAUGAUAUCUUCAUCGACGUCAUCACGUGUUAAUCCAGCAACGAUGGGGACAAUGCUAGAAAAGGGUAAAUAUCGACUCAAGAUUAUGGCAUUACAUCCUCUUGGUGAUGCAGGAAGGUAUGAAGACUAUGAUACUUGGAUUUCACCAGAGAUCACUUUGGAUUAAUUUAACAUCCGC
Molecule: messenger RNA, 2630 nt
Organism: Rhizopus microsporus ATCC 52813
Lineage: Eukaryota; Fungi; Mucoromycota; Mucoromycetes; Mucorales; Rhizopodaceae
Product: subtilisin-like protein
Exons: 7
Coding region: 54-2618 (854 amino acids)
Biological process (GO): proteolysis
Cellular component (GO): cytosol; cell wall; membrane
Molecular function (GO): tripeptidyl-peptidase activity; serine-type endopeptidase activity
Source: RefSeq, a predicted model, not a curated record